CGCCAACAGCUCGCUGUCCUGGUCCCCCGGCUCGGCCUGCGGUUUGGGCUUCGUGCCCGUGGUCUACUACAGCCUGCUGCUGUGCCUCGGCUUGCCAGCAAAUAUCUUGACAGUGAUCAUCCUCUCCCAGCUGGUGGCUAGAAGACAGAAGUCCUCCUACAACUAUCUCUUGGCACUUGCCGCUGCCGACAUCCUGGUCCUUUUUUUCAUUGUGUUUGUAGACUUUCUGUUGGAAGAUUUCAUCCUGAACAUGCAGAUGCCUCAGGUCCCCAACAAGAUCAUAGAAGUGCUGGAAUUCUCAUCCAUCCACACCUCUAUAUGGAUUACGGUUCCACUGACCAUUGAUAGGUACAUCGCUGUCUGCCACCCGCUCAAGUAUCACAUGGUCUCCUACCCAGCCCGCACCCGGAAAGUCAUCAUAAGUGUUUACAUCAUCUGCUUCCUGACCAGCAUUCCCUACUACUGGUGGCCCAACAUCUGGACGGAAGACUACAUCAGCACCUCCGUGCAUCACGUCCUCAUCUGGAUCCACUGCUUCACCGUGUACCUGGUGCCCUGCUCCAUCUUCUUCAUCUUGAACUCAAUCAUUGUGUACAAGCUCAGGAGGAAGAGCAAUUUUCGUCUCCGUGGCUACUCCACGGGAAAAACCACUGCCAUCUUGUUCACCAUCACCUCCAUCUUUGCCACUCUCUGGGCCCCCCGUAUCAUCAUGAUUCUCUACCACCUCUAUGGAGCGCCCAUCCAGAACCGCUGGCUGGUGCACAUCAUGUCUGACAUUGCCAACAUGCUGGCCCUUCUGAACACAGCCAUCAACUUCUUCCUCUAUUGCUUCAUCAGCAAGCGGUUCCGCACCAUGGCGGCUGCCACGCUCAAGGCCUUCUUCAAGUGCCAGAAGCAGCCUGUACAGUUUUACACCAACCAUAACUUUUCCAUCACAAGUAGCCCAUGGAUCUCACCAGCGAACUCACACUGUAUCAAGAUGCUGGUAUACCAGUAUGACAAAAAUGGAAAGCCUAUAAAAGUAUCUCCAUGACCCCAUAGGCGUGGCACCGAGUGCCUCUGUCUAAUCCAUUUCCAGAUGGGAGAGCAUCCCAUACUACAGCUGAGAAGCUUUCCUUAAGAGUGCUAACCUGAUUUCCUGUCUCCACAGACUGAGCAACUCUCAGACUGGUAGAUGGGAAAAGAUGGAAGAGAAGGAAGGAGAGCUUGAAUCUUGUUUCUCCUUAUGCCUUUAUUUUCUCAAAGUCUCGUUGACAGCAAAAAUUCCUACCAGUUUGAAGAU
Molecule: messenger RNA, 1282 nt
Organism: Carlito syrichta (Philippine tarsier)
Lineage: Eukaryota; Metazoa; Chordata; Mammalia; Primates; Tarsiidae
Gene: GPR139
Product: G protein-coupled receptor 139
Exons: 2
Coding region: 251-1033 (260 amino acids)
Biological process (GO): G protein-coupled receptor signaling pathway
Cellular component (GO): membrane
Molecular function (GO): G protein-coupled receptor activity
Source: RefSeq, a predicted model, not a curated record